Molecule: messenger RNA, 3628 nt
Organism: Zeugodacus cucurbitae (melon fly)
Lineage: Eukaryota; Metazoa; Arthropoda; Insecta; Diptera; Tephritidae
Exons: 5
Coding region: 223-1290 (355 amino acids)
Molecular function (GO): 8-oxo-dGDP phosphatase activity
Source: RefSeq, a predicted model, not a curated record
GCAGAGGACAACUGUUCUCGACAAUCCGUAUUCCCAUCCCACCAGUCAGUUGUUUUCUGAUGUGUUGGUUGUUCUCAUCUUUAUUGCUGAUGAAAUUCGGUUCGAUUAAAUAGGAAUUGCAUUGUGUGAGAUUUAUAAAAGAUUUGAAGGAACUGAAUAAUUACAUAAAGGCAUUGCGAAAGUACCGUGAGUGGCGUAGUGGAGAAGCUGGGUUUUUUGGCGAUGGCUUCAACUGAUAUAAAUGUAAAAUUGUCCCGUCUUUAUCAUUUGGCGCAGAAGUUUAACAAUUUCUACUUGACAGGUUUUCAAAAGGGCGACAUACGUCCAUUCCUGGUUGAAGGCGAACAAGUUGGUCUCGUCAAGGCCGAUGUUAUCAAGCAGCUGCAACGUUAUCCCGAAAUAUUCUGCAUACGCAAUUGUGAAUUUACCAAUCAGGGUAUAGUCGAGUUAAAUCCUGCAUUCCGUGACUAUGCUGAACGCACAAAGCAAGUCGAUAUAGUAUUACGUGAUUUACGUUCUAAGGGCAUUUUUUCCGCACUCCAAGGUUGGCGUGAUGAGUAUUAUGAAGUGAAAUCGGAGUAUCGUAGCCUAUUGAAAAUGGAUCGUUCGGCCACACCAUUGUUUGGUGUACGUAAAUAUGGUGUAGAUAUUAAUGGUUAUGUACAACAUCCAACGCAGGGUCUUUGUAUUUGGCUACAACAACGUUCGAAUACCAAAGAGACAUGGCCUGGCAAAUGGGAUAAUAUGGUUGGUGGCGGUUUAUCGGUGGGCUAUGGCAUUAAGGAGACUGCUGUUAAAGAGGCAGCCGAGGAGGCAUCCAUUCCAAGUGAUCUGGUCAAAAAUCUCGUUUCAGCCGGUUGUGUUUCAUUCUUUUUCGAAAGCGAACAAGGUUUAUUCCCCAAUACGGAAUAUGUGUUCGAUUUAGAGUUGCCAUUGGAUUUUGUGCCACAAAAUGCUGAUGGUGAGGUGCAAGCUUUUGAGCUAUUACCAGCCAAAGAGUGUGUGGAACGUGUAUUUACGCAGGAUUUCAAGACAACCAGCUGUCCGGUGGUUAUCGAUUUUCUAAUCAGACAUGGCUAUAUAACGCCUGAAAAUGAGGUUCAUUUCACACAAAUCAUUGAGUUAUUACAUGUGCCACUACAGUCGCUCUACACGUACAAGACACUUUUGGAGCAAAAACAAAAAGUUAAACAACAACAAAAUCAAUCGCAACAACAAUCGCAUCUUGCCAAUAAUAUUAAAACCAUUGAAAAUGGACACAACAAUAAGGAUGCCACAAUAAACAAUUAAAGGAAAAUGUGCAAAAAGCAAAAUUAAAAAAAAAAAAAAAAUAAUAUAAAUAUAUAUAACAAAAGGACAAAAAUUGCUGAUUAAAGAAUAAACAAUUUUUUUGGUAGUAAACGAUUGAAAAACAGACUGCGUAUUUUACAUUUACGCUCGUAGGUAUUUACAUACAAAACAUAACGAAUUAAUGUAUUUGCUGUUUAUACAUAUAAAUACAAACGUAUAUACAAUAUAAAACAAAAGAAUACAAAAAAAACAUAGUUUAGAACAUUUAUUGUACUCUGCGAAUGAUCUACAUAUUUUGCUGCGAGUCCUGCGUCGUGAAGCAUGCUAGAAGCUUGUGAGUUUCUCAAAUAUCUAUAUACUACCUACGCCAACUAGGCCACUAAUUUCGUAUGCCUAAAUUGGUUUAAUUGCUGACUUGCGAGUAAUAUAUACUAUGUUAAAAACAAUUUAAUAAGACAAAACAAAUAUGUAAAACGAUUCGUGUAACGAAAAGCUCGUUUGUAACAAGCGAGAAAAAAAUAUUUGUGACUAAUUUCAUUUUUUCAAAAUUAAAUUAUUUCCACACAUUUUUGUUAAUGGAAAAUAAUUGUUCAUUUUGCUUAGUGUUUAAAAAACAAAACAUCGCACAUAUUGUUAAAUAAAAGUACAUAUGUAUAUUUAUGUUUGUAAAGGCUAUUGUGAGAAUAAUUAAAUUAUUACUUUUUUAAGCAAAUUUGUUGUACAAUUUAUUAUUGUUUUCUAUGUUUAUUUACAAUUUAACUUUUAAUUUAGCGAAAUGACACGUAAUGUGUAUUUAUUUACACUUAUUCAUUUCACUGACUAUUUUUGUUUUUUUUUUUUUUCUCUUCUAUAAAUCGGUUAAGGGCGGCGAGUCAAACUGUAUUUGCAUUAAUGCACGCGUUAUUAUGUCGAUAUAAAAUGUAGUAAUUGUAAUUUAUGUAAACGUUUUUUGAACAUUUUAUCACUGCGUAACAAUAUAUAUAUAUAUAUACAUACAUAUAUAGUGUACGAAAGAAAAACAAAAAACAUAUAUAUAUAUAAAAUGCACCACAUUUUUUAAAUGAAAUAACAUAUAAUAUGAAGGCUUAACAUUUUAAUCAUAUGUUUAUAAUGUAUUUAAAAGUUUAUAAAUUAAAACACGUGCAUAUAUACAUAGUACAUAUAUAAAAGACAAACAAACAAAUAAAUAAGUAUAUAUGUUAAUGUAGUUGUUCUUAAGUGGCAUACAUAUAUAUAUAUUUAUAUUAUUGUAUUGAUUUAUGCUACCGAUAUUAGAUAAUGUGUGUAUGUACCAAAUAUGGGGCUGUCCAACGUGCUGAAUUUGACGAAAAAUAUCUAAAUUCAAAAACUUGGUUAAUUUUUUUUUAUUAUACUUUAUUUUUUUUGUAUUUUUUAAUUUUUCUUAAUAUUUUUUUUUAUUUUAUUUUUUAAUUUUUCUUAUUAUAAUUUUUUAUUAUUUUUUUUAAUUUUUACAAUUUUUUUUUUAAUAUAACUUAAGGUUGUGGAUCUAUGAUUAUAUUUUUCUUUGGUGUUUAUUUAUACAAUUAAACUUCCUUAACUCGAAUCACUCUAAUCCACAAAAAAAAGUUAGAGUUAGAGAGACUUUGAGUUACGGAAGCUAAUUUCUAUGAAAGUUUUAGAGAACUUCGAGUUAUGGAAGUUCAACUGUAAUUGCUACAAUUACAACAUAAUCUUAAAAAAAAUUAUUCUUUGUAGAUAUGAGCACAUGUACUUAAUUAAUUAUUUUUUUAUAAUUAUCGCUUCCGUUUUGAUAACAGUUUUUGGUUUUUUUGUAGCAACAUGAGACAUUCACUCUAACUAUUCUGAGAAAAAUAUACGAAUCCACUUCUCAUAUGUACAGCCGGUUGUGGUGGAAACGGUUGCGAUUUUUUAAUAUCAUUGCCUUUUUAAAAAAUUUUUAAAUUUUUUUUAUUAAAAAAAACUUUAUAAAAACAAUAUUUUAUUUUAUUUUUAUUCCAAAAAAUAUUUUAUUUCAUAUUAAAAUUAAAUUAUUUAAUUUUUUAUAAUAAUUAAAUUAUUUAAUUUUUUAUAAUAAUUAAAGUAUAUAAUUUUUUAUAAUAAUUAAAUUAUAUAACUUUUUUUAAUAUAAUUUUGUUAUUUUCAUAAUUAAUUCGAUCGAAUUAAAUUGUUUUCUUUUUCAAUUUACUAAACUUUUUGCAAAAAUUCAUGUACGCGACAGCCCUGUGCAUCAAAGUGCUCAAAACACGUGGUUUUUUUGUUAAAAUAUUUUAGUUUAAUUAUGAAUUACGAAUAUUAUAAUAAUAAUAACGAACUUACAUUUUUACCGAAAAAUAAACAAAAAAUUCAAUUCAUAUAA